Messenger RNA from Schizophyllum commune H4-8, 2079 nucleotides. RefSeq lists its product as uncharacterized. NCBI's taxonomy places the organism in Eukaryota, Fungi, Basidiomycota, Agaricomycetes, Agaricales, Schizophyllaceae. The record is from RefSeq and is a predicted model, not a curated record. The transcript has 2 exons. Bases 143 to 1960 code for a protein of 605 amino acids.
CUUGCUUCUGACUGGCUUGUCUCUUAACCUGGAUCAUCCCUAAACUCUCGCGACCUCCCCGUGAGGUCCAUAAUAUUCCUCUGAACGCCCUAUCUCGCCACUAGCCACCGAGGACGUCCGCAGCCACCCAACCCUCACCACCAUGUCCGCGCUCCCAGACGACCCCGAAGAUAGCCCCAUGCGCGUAGACAAGGGCAAGGCCCGCGCCGCCUUGCCCUCUGAACGCACCCCUCUCCUCCGCGACGCCCACACCCCCUCCUCAUCCGAAGACUACCCCGAACUCGAGCAGGCAUACCCCCGGAGACCACCCUGGCGCCACAUCCUCUCCCGCUUCGCCUACUUUCUCGGCCUCACGCUCCUCUUCUUCGGCCUCGCCCUCGCGAUCCUUGCUGCGGUCGCUUGGUCGUAUGCGGCGCGCGCACAGCGCGUGUCGCCCGAUGACGUGCAGCGUGCGCUCGUGUUCCGGGGGCCGCAUAGGGUAGACGUGCUCAACGUGACAGACGCGGGGGCGAUAUAUGUGGACGUCGAGCUCGAUGUGGGUGUGGAUGCGGGUACUGUGAUGGAUGUGAACAGCGAUCGCGACGACAACGUCCUCGACCGCGCCUGGAAAUCUCUGGGUCGCUGGGGCGUCAAACGCCUCGAUAGGGUAUCUGUAGACCUUGGCGCCCUCCGCCUAGUAGAUGGGGAUACUCUCCUUGCCUCCCUCAGCAUUCCCCCCAUCGAACUCCCCCUUACCACGAACCCGCCGCGCGGGACAUCGUGGCUAACGACCAUGACGACACACGUGCUCCUCCACCCUACGAACCGAACAAUGGACCUCGUGCACUUCGCCCGCAAGUCCUGGAAAGAUGGAUACAUCAACUUGCGCGUCGACGUCGAUCGUGUGCGCGUAUCGGGCGGUGCGCUUGGGGACAGCAGCUGGCGGCGACGCAUCAGCCAGGAGCUGCACGACGUCUCCGCGGACGUCAAGGUCGAAGUUCCCGCUGUUCCUGGCCUCCCAAAUCCCGGCCACCAUUUUCCGCCUGUUUCUCAGUUGAUCACGCUCAAGGACUUUAGGGUCGCCUCCUCGAGGGCGGGGCUGCUGCUUUCUGCAGAGGCGACGAUUGUGGACCCAGCACCGGACACGUUCAAUAUUACUACGCCUGAGCUUCCGUUUUUUGUUUCGCUACCGACAUCGGAUGGUCCUCCCUUCCAGAUUGCCUCGAUAUCGACUGCGCCAUUUACCCUCACGCAUCCGAAUAUAACGCUGCAUAUCUCUGGCCAGGUCCUUCCGCUCACACCCAACGCAACUCAUGGCGUGCUCUCCGACUUCAUCAGCCGCUAUCUUUCCGCUCAGCCUAAUCCCAUCUUGCUGUCCACGCCAUACCUGCUGAACUACACUCUGGACGCCGUCUUUCCUGCGCCCAGUCCUCGCCCGCGCGUACUGCGCGACGUCACUAUCCGAGACAUGCACAUUAAACCGGUCGGGACGACGUUUUAUGCCAGUGGCACGGUUUACGCGCGCGUUGUCCUGCCCCGGGGCAUGGAUAUUGACCUGAAUGUGUCGCGCGUAUUACCGGACGUCAUUGUCUUCGAUGGCGAGGUCCCGGACGAUGUCGACCCAGAGCACGGACUGCCUGACCCACUCCCGGAGCGCGCGUUUGGGCGGCUGCAGCCGGAGGAAUGGAUUCCUGCGGACAGCGUACCGGAUGACCACGAAGGCGACGAGGGUAGCGCGCUCGCGGUGCGCGCAGACAUUGUCGAUGUGCCGCUCGAAGUGCUGCCCGGUAGGCAGAAGGAGUUUAGCAACUUUGUGAGCAAGGUUAUCUUUGGUCACGAUGGGGCGACGGCUGGCAUCCUCGGUACCACUGCUGUCGGGGUGUCUGUCCGUGGGCUGCCAGUCCUGGACGAUGGGAAACCGAGCGAGAUGGACCUCCGCGGACUUCCGUUCAAGGGGAACGUGAAGGUGGGCAAGAAGUGAGGAGCAGGAGAGACGGAUUCAUGUGAGUAAGUAGGAGACAGAUCUACUAGACGGAGCGACGAUGUAACACUGUACCAUAGACCGCGCAUUAUUGUUCACCAUGUCUGCCAGAGUCAGCG